AUGUGUAUGGGAGAGAGAGAGAUGGGAGUAAUAUUAACAAAAGAACAAGAAAAAGAGUAUAAGAGAAAAAGACAAUCAUUGGGACCAGGAUGUCAUUUUAAUAAAUCAUUCAUGUCAAUGGAUGAUAUCAUGCAUGAUGAUGUAGUAUUUCCAAAAUCAAGAUUAAAAAAACAUAUAGUAGAUCCAAGAGAAGAAUUUCCAGGUGAUAUGGUAGAUGAAAAGAAAGCAGGAUCACUAUUUAUCAUCAAGAAACAACAACAUUUCAAUAAUUCCAUUAAAGAUUUGUUUGGAAAACAUUUUACCAUUGUGCUGGAUACAAGUGGUGAAUCUACAGACACUCAUAUCAGAGGUAUAGAGAUGCAUAUUACAUUUGAAAGUAAAUCAAAAAAAUUGAUUUAUCUUCAAAAUAGAAUCAAUCAAGAAAGAAACAAGUUUGUUUCAGUUACAAGUAUCGGUCAAUUACCAUAUCCAACUAUUAUUGAAGAUUUUCAAAAUGGUAAAGUCUUGUCUGCAUCGGUUGCAGAUAGAGAUCCAUACUCUUUAUCACAAGAAAUAGAACUUUAUUCAAAGUUAACUGGAAAGUCACAUAAAUGGUUCUAUCAAGUUGCAUUUACAAUGGAUGAUUGGUUACUAGAAUUCAUAUCUCAAGUCGGAUCAAAUUUCUCAUCAAAAUUAUCAAAAUUUGCUGCAAAUAAUAUAAUUUGGCCUGGUUUCCAUGUUAUUGUUAGAGGUAGAGUUAGAGAAAUACUAUUAGGAAUGGGAUUAAAUAGUUCAAAACACUAUAGGGUUGAUGAUAAAGGAGAAAUACUAUUUGAAAAGGAAAUAGAGGAUGCAUCUAAAUUUCCAUUACAAAUUGAAAAUAGUAAAACAUAUGGACAAUUAUAUUUAGGGAUGAGUUUUCCUAUCAUUGAAAAUGCUACAAUUGGUUCAAAAAUAACAAGUCAUUAUUGUGUAAUAUUAGAUUUAGCAGGAGAAUCAACAGAAGAGAAAAUAAUAGGAGUACAAUUUCAUAUUACAUUUUUUGGUAAAGAUAAAAAGUUGAGGUUCCUUCAAAAGAGAAUAUCAGCAAGAAGAUCCAAAUUUUUAUCGAUUGAAGAUAUGGGUAAAAUGGAAAUGCCAACUAUCAUCAAUGACCAAAGUGGAUUUGAAAGGUUUGUUUUAAAUGAUCAAGUGUAUCUUGGUAUUCUUGAAAAGGUGGUGUUUAUGGAUCCAAAGAAUUCGGCUGGUAAUAUUCAUAAAUGGUAUGCCUAUUUGAUAUUUAAAAUGUAUGAAUGGGUACCACAAUACAUUAAACAAUUUGGUAAUACAAUGUCCUCUAAAUGUAACUGUCAAACUUUUGCUCGGUACUUGACCGAACAAUUUUCAUACAAUAAUAUUAGAUUCCCUCAAGGUGCUUCUGUAGUUAGUGAUAAUAGUCUUACUAGUGCUGUAAUGAAUAAUAAAGAGAUAGAGAGAGAUGGUAAAAUACUUGUAGUAAGGGAGAUGGAAGCACUUGCAGAAAUGUUUGGUGCGACUGUUACUUAUGAUACAUCCCUUUUACCUUUGAUUGAAUCUGAUGAUAUUAAUACUGCUACACCAUUUUUAUAUGUUGAAUUAGAAUCAGAUGAAAUAUGUAGAAAGAUUGCAUCAAGAUCAGUAUUGAUUAAAGGAUUUUACAAGGUAUGGUGUGAUUGCAAGACAUAUGAUGAAGCAUUGGGUCAGAUUGCAGCACUACACGAUUUAGAAUACUUGGUUGGUUAUCAUCAAGGUAAACAUUGGAAGCUUGACUUUGAAUCGUUUGGAAAGAGAAUGUCACGUGAAGAACAAUUAAAGAGAAUGCAUAGAUUAAAACCAUCACAACUUUGGUCAAAGGGAUCAGUGUCGAUGGUUCCCGUCCCAGGUACCGAACAUAUUACUUGGGCAUUGUUUGAAGAAUAUGGUUUGAAUGGCAAUGAGAGAGAGGAACCUCUUAGAAUGUUUUUGGCCACAACCGUUGCCAAAGGUUCAAGAGAUGCCAUUGCACGAUUCAAUCUACAAGAACGUAAAUAUUUGGGUACUACAUCAAUGGAUCCUGAACUAUCGAUCAUCUCUAUUAAUAUGGGUCAUGUAAGAGAAAACACUCUUAUGCUCGAUCCAUUUGUUGGUACUGGUAGUUUUGUUUUAGUUGCAUCUGCUUUUGGUGCUCAAACUUUUGGUUGUGAUAUUGAUAUUCAUGCUAUGCAAAAACAAAAGGAAUGUAAUAUUGAUACAAAUUUCCAACAAUUGGGAUUAUCAGAUAAAUUUAUGGGACCUAUACUUUGUGAUAAUUCAUCACCACCAUGGCGUUCAAUUCCAAUCUUUGAAAGUAUUGUUUGUGAUCCUCCCUAUGGUAUUAGAGCUGGUGCCAAGAAAAUUGGUCCAGAUAAAAAUAGAAGAGUUAAACGUCCUCCUGAAGGAUUUCGAUGGUCAUUUAUACCAGAACAUUGUGAAUAUAAAGUACCAGAUGUUAUGGCAGAUUUAUUAGAAUUGGCAGCAAAGAAUUUAGUAAUGAAUGGUAGAUUGGUGUAUUGGUUGCCAACAACACCGGAAUUUAAGGAAAGUGAUUUACCAAAACAUCCAUGUCUGGCAUUAGUAUCUAAUUGUUUGCAGGUGUUGUCGUUGAAAUGGGGUCGUAGAUUAAUCACAAUGAAAAAGGUAUUGGAUUUUGACCCUAUCGCUCACAACAAGGACAAUUUGACGAAAUUUGAUUUAGGACAAAUCGAACCGGCACACGAAGAUCUCCGUGAACGAUACUAUGCACCGGCCGAAGAAACAAUGCCCAACAACAAACCAGACAGCGAAAAGACCAAAAAACAAUUAACCAAAGAACUCAAACGAAAGGCAACCGUCGAAUGGAGAAGACAAAAUGGUCUUGCCAUUCACGACUCUCAAUUGGAUUAUAAACAAACAAAACGUAAAGAAAAGAAAGCAAAUGCUAAACUUAAAAAAGAAAAGAAAUUAAAAGAAGAACAAGAAGAAGAGGAAAAAAAGAAACAACAAAUAGAAAUAGUACAAAAAAAAGAAGAAGAAAUUAAAAAGGAAUAA
Messenger RNA from Cavenderia fasciculata, 3042 nucleotides. It is a transcript of the gene trmt11, whose product is annotated as tRNA guanosine-2'-O-methyltransferase 11. Gene Ontology annotation, cellular component: cytoplasm. Bases 1 to 3042 code for a protein of 1013 amino acids. The record is from RefSeq and is a predicted model, not a curated record. Gene Ontology annotation, biological process: methylation. Gene Ontology annotation, molecular function: nucleic acid binding. The transcript is spliced from 10 exons. Lineage: Eukaryota; Evosea; Eumycetozoa; Acytosteliales; Cavenderiaceae.